GCAUGUUCUCUGCGUGGACGCAUGGGUGCAACCAGCCCCUGUGCAUUGGUGUGUGUGUGUGUGUGUCACUGCGAGCACGAGCACUUAAGCGACGCGGCGCCUCGGCAUGGUCGGGGACUUCCUGUCCUCUCGAUCGAGAGCGCGCCACGGAACCACAGGUCGCCCACGUGACGCCACGUGGGUCCUCACGGCGAGGCUGUUCCGGUUCGCUUUCACAACGGCGUUGCGCAAACUCUUUGCAUGAAAGGGCAAAAAGAGGAAGAGGAAGGACAGGAGGAAGUGCCGCAAACGUAUGCGGGGAUGGACACGCCGGAUGAGAACAGCAGUCCAGCCGUCGUCACGAACGGUGCUUAUCCGGUACUCUGCACUGAGGAAGUACUUCUUCCUUUCAUCACUGAUGCGAGUCGGCAGGCUGCCAUGGACUCCAUCGGCGUCCCCUCGGCCCUCCCAGAGCUCAGGCUGGUCCUCCUGGGCCGGAAAGGAGUCGGGAAGAGCGCGGCAGGCAACACCAUCCUGGGAGGAGGGGGCUGCUUCGAGAGCGGGAAGCCCACGGAGGAGUGCGUGAAGAGGAGAGCCGACGUGGCGAGCCGGAGAGUCACCGUGGUGGACACGCCGGGUUGGGAGUGGUACUACCCGCUCAACAGCACCCCCAACUGGGUGAGGAGAGAGACCCUGCGGAGCGUGUCGCUCUGCCCGCCGGGACCCCACGCCGUGCUGCUGGUGGUGCGGUCCCGCUCCUCCAUAACGGAGGACUACAUCGGUGAGAUCGAGGAGCACCUGGAGCCACUGGGCAAAGCGGUUUGGGAGCACACCAUGCUGCUGUUCACCAGGGGAGACGAGCUGGGCCUGGUGUCCAUGGAGCAGCGGAUCUCCGGGAGCGGCCCGGGACUCCAGAGACUCCUGCGGAGGUGCGGGAACAGAUACCACGUUGUGAAUAACCGCAUCAAAGGGGACGGGACUCAGGUCAGAGAGCUGAUAGGCAAGCUGGAGGAGAUGGUGAAGGGGAUGAAGGAGGCAAGCAGCCACUUGGAGAUGGAGAGCGCGGUGCUGGUGGGUCUGGAAGACGACGGAAAGAGAAGAGCGAGGGAGAGGAGGAAGAAACAGAGGCAGAUGGAGGCGCAGAUGCAAAGAGGAACCAUCAGAGCAGCGCUGAUGAUCGACGGUCUCCAGGGCUCCGAGUUGGACGCCCACCAGUCCUUCUCCAAGGCUCCGCGGCGGUUACCCGAGGUCAGACUGGUCCUGCUGGGCGAGCGCGAGACCGGGAAGAGCUCCGCGGGAAACGCCGUCCUGGGCGGCGCGGCCCUCUUCCGGGCCGGGGCGGUGACGGAGGAGUGCGAGCGGCGGCAGGCGGAGGUCGGCCCGCGGCUGGUGACGGUGGUGGACACCCCGGGCUGGGAAGGCGGCGCGGGGGGCGCCACAGCGGAGAGGGUGAAGAGGGAGAUCGUCGGCAGCGUGGCGCUGUGUCCCCCGGGGCCCCACGCGCUGCUGCUGACCCUCAGGCUGGAUACGCUGGUCGUGGCCGCGCACGUGAGGGAACACCUGGAGCUUCUGGGCGCCGGCGCGUGGAGACACGCCGUACUGUUGUUCACGCACGGGGACCAGCUCCGAGAGGGGGUGGACAUCGAGCAGCACCUCCAGGGCGGCGGGACGGACCUCAGGUGGCUGCUGGAGAAGUGCAGGGGCCGCUACCACGUCAUAAGCGGCGCGGACGGAGGGGGGAGCGAGGCGACGCGGCUCCUGCAGAAGGUGGAAAAGAUGGCGGCGAUGAACAGGUGCGAGGCUUUCUCCGGCCUCGUCCACGAGGUCCGGGACCUGAGCCGCAACAGGAACGAGAAGUUCAACCAGCGCCUGAAGGACAUGGGAGAUAAAAUGCUCCGUCAGGAGGACGAGCUGAGAAAUAUGAGGGAGCGGGAAGUGAAGCGAAUGCGGUGGUUUUUCGACAAGAAGAAAAAGGUGAAGUCGCCGGGAAAGGCCGACGUUCAAAGGGAAGAGGAGGAGGAGGAGGAGGACAGGAUGCUGGGGGAGAGGAGGAAUGACAUUGGGGAUCUAGAGGAGAGGAUGCGAUGGCUGACGGAGGACAAAGAGAGAGAGAUUCAGGAUGUCAGCAUCGAAAAUGAGAGAAUGCGUGCGGCAUUAAACCAGAGUCAAGGAGAAAGGCACAAGGCGAUGCUCAAUCUGGAGCAGAAAGAGAGAGAGAUUGAGGAACUGAAAGAAAGAAUUGACGAGCAGCAACUGAAGCUGCUCGACCUCGAGCGUGCCGUCGUAGAAAAGGAACACGAGAGAAAAGAGCGGGACGAUGCCAUUAAAGGGGAGAAGCGGGAGUGGAUGGGUGAGGUUAAGAAAUUGGAAGGAAACAUAGAGCAGCAGAAAAAAGAGAAAGCAGAGUGGAUAGAAAGAGCGGCUUUGUUAAGAGCAGAAACGGACGAGACUCAGCGACGCCACGAGGAUAUUCUCGAGAGAAAAGAAGAAGAAAAAAACAGGAAAGUGGCAGAGAUGGAAAUAAAACUACUUCAAAAAGACAAAGAGCGAGAAGAAAUGAGGGCAAACGUUGAAGAAAUUCAAUUACAACACCAUCGAGAGAUAGAGAGAAAAAUGCAAGAGACAGACACAGAGAUACAAGGAAUAAAGCUGCUACAUCGGGAAGAGAUGGACAGAAAAAUCUAUGAAAUAGAAAAGAUUGUGGAGACGUUGAAAGUUAAACACCAAGAGGAAAUUGAUAAAACACUUAAAGACAAUAAAGAAGGUAUAGAAAGAGUCAAACAACAGCAUGAAAAUGCAAUGAAGGAAAAACUUAGAGAGAGUGCUGAGCUGAAAAAGAAGUUUGCAGAGGAAACAGAGAAACAAAUGAAAGCAAAACAAAGUGAGAUAGCAGAGUUAGAGAAAAGGUACAGAGUCCAAACAGGAAGUAUGAUGCUGGAGAAUGAAAAAGAGAAGGAAACGAUUCAUGCUAAUUACAAAAAAGACAUGGCAAAGAAGAUGCAAGAGAGAGAAAAAGAGCUGGAUGUAUUAAAACUGCAUCACCAGGAAGAAGUAGCAAGAAAAACAAAAGAGAUGGAAGAUCUAAUAGAGACGAUGAGCUCUGUUCACCGAGAAGAAAUAGACAGAACCGUGAAAGAGAAGGAGGAAGAUGUGGAAAGACUCCAACAACAGUAUGGUGAUAAAAUAAGGGACAUGGAGCAAGAAAGACAAAGAGAGAUUCAUGAGCUCAAACAACAGUUUGCAGAAGAAACUGAGAGACAAAGGAACGCGAAAAAGAGUGAGAUAGAAGAGUUAGAGCAAAGGUACCGUGUCCAAACAGGAAGUAAAAUGCUGGAGAAUGAGAAAGAGAAGGAAACGAUUCAUGCUUAUUACAAAAAAGACAUGGCAGAGAAGAUGCAAGAGAGAGAAAAAGAGCUGGAUGUAUUAAAACUGCAUCACCAGGAGGAACUAGCAAGAAAAACAAAAGAGAUGGAAGAUCUAAUAGAGACGAUGAGCUCUGUUCACCGAGAAGAAAUAGACAGAACCGUGAAAGAGAAGGAGGAAGAUGUGGAAAGACUCCAAAAACAGUACGGAGAUAAAAUAAGGGACAUGGAGCAAGAAAGACAAAGAGAGAUUCAUGAGCUCAAACAACAGUUCGCAGAAGAAACUGAGAGACAAAUGAACGCAAAAAAGAGUGAGAUAGAAGAGUUAGAGCAAAAGCACAAGGCCCAAACAGAAGAAACGGUGCGACAAAAUGAAAAAGAGAAGCAAGUGAUGAACCAAAAUCACCAGCGACACAUUCUGCUAAAGCUGCAGGAGCGAGACGGACUAACGGAGGAGUUAAAGCGACGCCACGCGAAUGAAAUCAAAGGCAUUGUGCAAGAAAGUGAGCGGCAGAAGGAGGAGCUCGUUGAGAAUCACAAGAAAGUGACGGAGCAAAACAAAAGAGAAACAGGGGAGCUGACACGCGCCGUGAGGGAAAUGAAGGAAAGGCUGCGACAACAGCAGGAGAAAGAAAUGGAUCGUUUAAACUUCCAGCGGGACACGGAGCAAAGGCUGGAGGAGAGGGAAAGAGAAACAGAAGCACUCAAAGAACAUUCGAGAGAACUUGAGCAACACCUGCGGCAGACGGAGGAGGAAAGAGAAAGAAGCCGCGUAAAUCACAAGAAACAGACGGAGCAAAGACUCCAGGAACAAGAACGAGCGAUAGAAGGACUGAACCGGCACGUAGAGGACCUUCACGGAAUCCUGCGGAGGAAGGACGAAGAGAGAGAAGAAAUGAUCCUGGGGCAAAAGCGGGAGGCGGAGCGGACGGAGGAGGCGAAGCUGCAGCUCCUAAACGACUCGGAGAGAAAAGUGAGGGAGAAGGAGGACGAGCUGAGGCGGCGGGGCGAAGAAAGCCAGAGAGAGGCGGCCCAGCUGAGGCUCACCAUCGACCGGACCAGGUCCGAGCUGAGGGAGCUCACGGGCAGGAUGGAGAGGGAGAUGACCAGCGCCAUCCGAGGGUACGAGGAGGAGAUCGCGAGGGGGAGGAGGAGGGCCGAGGAGCUGCGGGAGCGGAACCAGGAGAUGAGCGAGCAGCUGAGGAGGGAGCGGGAAGAGGGAGCCAGAAGGCGUCAGGAGCACGAGGAGCAGGCGGAGCGCAGAGAAGCAGAGGCGCGGCGGGUGGAGGAGGAGAAGGAGGAGAUGGAGGCAGAAAGGCAGAGGAAGGAAACGGAGGAGCACGCCCGGAAACACAGCGAGCUCCGUGCGAAGGAGGAAGAGUUCUCCGAAAGGGAAACCAGAGCAGGAGAAAGGGAGCAGCUCCUCGACGCCAGAGACGCGCUGCUGGUGGAAAAGGAGCUAAAGCUGGAAAGUAAGGAAGAGGAACUCUGCAAAUGGGAAGCGAGUCUCGUGGAGCAGCGAAAGCAGCUGGAGGACGUAGAGGAGAAGGAAAGGGAGCUGGAGAGCUUGCUCGGAGCCCUGGAGGGCCGACAGAGAGAGCUGAACCACCACGGGCAAGACCUCCAGGAGAAGGCGAAAGGGCUCCGAGACCAGGGGAAGGAGCUGAAGGACCGCGAGCACCACCUGAGGGACGAGGAGCGGGGGCUCCUCGGCUGGAAGUCGCAGCUGCAGACGCAGGGCGAGCGCGUCAGCUCCACCACGCGGCAGCUGGACCAGAUGGGGAGGGACCUGGCUCUGCUGAAGGAGGAGCUCCGCGUCAAGGAGAGCAACCUGAAGGCGUCGCUCCAGAGACUGGGCCGGUGGGAGCGCGACCUGAGCGAGCGGGAGGAGGCGCUGCGCCGCGGAGACGGGGGGGGCUCUCUCGCCCAGGGGUCAGAGGGCGGCUCGAUGUACCGAGAGGUCGGCGAAAAGAGGAGAGAGAAGCAAACCGGAGGAGGAGAGUCGCAAAGGGAGGAGCAGAGGGCCGAAACGGGACACAACGGUCACCUGGAAACACUAAUGGAGACGGAGGCGGCUGAGGGAGGAGCAGAGGAGACGAGGAGCCAGGAGGCCAGGGAGGAACGGGGAACCUCAGAGGUCCCUCCGGACGCCGCGCUGUUACCGGCGAGAGGCCCGGGCCCCGCGGGGUCUCACCUGAGGGUGUUGGUGCUGGGGGAGGCCUGGUCGCCUCGCUCCGCCGCCGCAGUAACCGCCCUGUGGGGGGGCGAGUCCGCGCCACAGGGCGCGUCCGGCUUCAGGCCCUGGAGGGGCGAGGUCGCCGGGCGCCGGCUCGCCGUCGCCGAGCCGCUGGGCCUGAGGUGGCGAGACGGGCCGGACCCGGCCGCCGGCGCCGCGCACAGGGCGAGCAUCCUGGAGGGCGCCGCCUGGUGCCGCCCGGGGCCGCAGGUGGUCCUCCUGCUGAUGCCGGCCCUCCUGACGUGCACGCAGGGGUACAGGAGGGCGGCGGAGGAGCACGUGGGCGUGUUGGGGGAAGGCGCGUGGCGGCGCGCGCUGGUGCUGCUCACCUGGGGGGAAACGCUGGGGGAGAGCGCGGAGCAGCACCUCCUGAGGGGCGGCGAGCUGGCGGCGCUGGUGGGGAGAUGCGGGGGCCGCUACCACGUGCUGAGCAACAAGAGGAGCAGCUCCUCCGUGGAGGAGCUGUUGGAGAAGAUGGAGGAGGUGGCGGAGGAGAACCGCGCAGGACUGUGAUGGCGCUGUAGGAAUUUAGCGCAUUUUGUGUGAAUCGUUUUUAAUAAAUUUGAAAUGUGUUAAAAAGAAAUACCCGAUUUGUUAUUUGCUGUUUUUCAAAUCAACAAAUGUCUCAGUUUAGGUUUUGAUUAAUGGGAUAGAAGGGCAACAAAAGGUUUAAUCACAAACUAUAAGCUGUACUUUAAAGACGGGUCAUGUGUAAAUCUUAUCUGAAAAAUAACCAGCUGACAAGAAAUGAAUGUUGAUGAACGAAGAGUACAGCAAUUUCCUCUGAAAUGUAGUUGAAGAAUAAAGCUAAAAAAAAUUAAGUUAAAAGUAGUGUUUCAAAACUGUACUUCAGUAAAGUACAUGAUUCUGCUUUGUGAAUUAUUCAUAUGAAUGACUUAUUCAGUGCUUAAAAUAAAGGAAAAGAAAAAUGAUAAAACUCUGCAUGGGCUGCCGACCUCCCCAGGUGAAAGAAAGACCACCC
This is a messenger RNA of Pungitius pungitius (ninespine stickleback), 6559 nucleotides long. Its product is annotated as trichohyalin. Gene Ontology annotation, biological process: signal transduction. NCBI's taxonomy places the organism in Eukaryota, Metazoa, Chordata, Actinopteri, Perciformes, Gasterosteidae. The record is from RefSeq and is a predicted model, not a curated record. Gene Ontology annotation, cellular component: membrane. The coding region runs from base 241 to 6090 and encodes 1949 amino acids. Gene Ontology annotation, molecular function: GTP binding. The transcript is spliced from 3 exons.